AUGUCGUCGGUUCUGCCCUUCCAUUUUGAACCUGAGCGAAAAAGUGACGUCACUGUAGAAGAUCUUCACCCUGAGAAGCACGGUCCCCUCCAUGUUAAACAGGAGGAGGAGCCCGAGAUGCUGUGUAUCAAACAGGAGGCGGAGCUAGAGACCCCCUACAUUAAAGAAGAAGAACAGGAUGAUGAAAUCCCUAAGUUUCCAAUGUGUGUCAGUGUGAAGAUCGAAGAAGACGAAGGUCCAAGCGAAGAGCGCGGAUCAGCGAAACAUCCGAAUGACAGCUCAUUUCAGCACCUGACAACAAAACGAGAGGGACAAUCGCAACCGGACGGCCUCUUAGCUCCGCUUUCGGACAGCAACGACAUAACAUCACACUCUUCUGACUUUAACUCUGAUGAGGAGGAGGAUGACUUUAACCAAAAUGCUUCAAAAUCCUUAAACAAAUCAUCGUUGAAAACAGACACUCAAGAAUGCGCAUGUCCCACAGGCGUCUCUGUUGAAGAUCUUCACCCUGAAAAGCAUAAUCCCCUCCACUUUAAACAGGAGUCAGAGAUGCUGUGUAUCAAACAAGAGACAGAGCCAGAGACCCCUGACAUGAAAGAAGAAGACCAGGAAAUUGAAAUCCCCAAGUUUCCAAUGGGUGUCAGCGUGAAGAGCGAAAAAGAUGAAGGUCCAAGCGAAGAGAGCGGAGCAGUAAACCCUCCGAGCGACAGCUCAUUUCAACACGUGGCAAAAAAAGGGGAGGGAAGAUCGCAACCGGACAGCCUCUUUGCUCCGCUUUCGGACAGCGACGACAUAACGUCACAUUCUUCUGACUUUAAUACUGAUGGGGAGGAUGAUGACUUUGACCAAAGUGCUUCAAAAUCCUUAAACAAGUCAUCAAUGAAAAGAGACACAAAGGAAUGCACAGUUGGGAAACCUUUCAACUGCACACUUUGUGACAAAAGAUUUACUCGGAAUUCUACUUUAAAUAGACAUAAGCGUACACACACUGGAGAAAAGCCCUUUGCGUGCACGCUUUGUGAAAGAAAAUUCUUUACAAAGUCAAAUUUAGACAUUCACACAAGAACACACACCGGAGAGAAGCCUUUCGCCUGCACACUUUGCGAUCGAAGAUUUUCUCAAAAGAUUAAUUUAGAACAGCAUCAGUAUACACACACCGGAGAAAAGCCUUUUGCCUGCUCACUUUGUGGUGAAAGAUUCGCUCAGAAAAGAAAUUUAGUAACGCACACAAGCAGACACACUGGAGUGAAGCCUUUUGCCUGUACAUCUUGCGGUAAACGAUUCACCCAUAAGAGGAGUUUAAACAAACACACACGAAAACACACGGAAGAGAAACCUUUUGCAUGCACACUUUGUGAUGAAAGAUUUUACCAGAAGCCUCAUCUAGAAAAGCAUACGCGUAUACACACUGGAGAAAAACCUUUUGCCUGCACAUCUUGCGGUAAACAAUUCACCCAUAAGGGAAAUUUAAACAAACACACACGCAAACACACUGGAGAAAAGCCUUUCGCUUGCACACUUUGUGGUAAAAAAUUCGCUCACAAAAAAAAUUUAGUCUCGCACACAAGAAGACAUACUGGAGAGAAGCCUUUUGCUUGCAGAGUUUAUGGUGAAAGAUUCGAUCACAAAAAAAAUGUAGUCAUGCACGCAAGAAGACACACUGGAGAGAAGCCUUUCGCCUGCACACUUUGUGGCAAAAGAUUUUCUGAGAGGGCUUAUUUAGAAAAGCAUAAGCGUACACACAUUGGAGGGAAGCCUUUCGCCUGCACACUCUGUGGUAAAAAAUUCGCUCAGAAGACUUAUUUAGAAAAGCACAAGCGUAUACACACUGAAGAGAAGCCUUUUGCCUGCACACUUUGUGGUAAAGGAUUUACUCAGAAGGGACAUUUCGUAGUGCACACGAGAAACCACGCUGGAGAGAAGCCUUUUGCCUGCACACUUUGUGGUAAAAGAUUCGUGGAUAAGGGAGGUUUAAACAAACACACGAGCAGACACACUGGAGAGAAACCUUUCGGCUGCACAAUUUGUGAUAAAAGAUUUCAACAGAAGGCUGAUUUAGAAACGCAUAAGCGUACACACACUGGAGAAAAGCCUUUUGCCUGCUUACUUUGUGGUAAACGAUUCACAAAUAGGGGAAAUUUAAGCAAACACACAAAAAGACACACCGGAGAGAAGCCUUUCGCCUGCACACUUUGUGACAAAACAUUUUCUCAAAAGACUGAUUUAAAAACGCAUAAGCGUACACACACUGGAGAAAAGCCUUUUGCCUGCAUAUGUUGUGGUAAACGAUUCACCCAUCAGGGAAGUUUAAGCAAACACACACGCAUACACACUGGAGAGAAGCCUUUCCCCUGCACACUUUGCGAUAAAAGAUUUUAUCAGAAGGUUGAUUUAGAAACGCAUACGCGUACGCACACUGGAGAAAAGCCUUUUGCCUGCUCAUGUUGUGGUAAAAGAUUCGCUCAGAAAGGAAAUUUAGUAGCGCACUCAAGAGUCCACACUGGGUAA
This is a messenger RNA of Nerophis lumbriciformis (worm pipefish), 2508 nucleotides long. NCBI's taxonomy places the organism in Eukaryota, Metazoa, Chordata, Actinopteri, Syngnathiformes, Syngnathidae. The record is from RefSeq and is a predicted model, not a curated record.